This is a messenger RNA of Capra hircus (goat), 1631 nucleotides long. RefSeq names its product spectrin repeat containing nuclear envelope family member 4 (gene SYNE4). NCBI's taxonomy places the organism in Eukaryota, Metazoa, Chordata, Mammalia, Artiodactyla, Bovidae. Gene Ontology annotation, biological process: establishment of epithelial cell apical/basal polarity. The record is from RefSeq and is a predicted model, not a curated record. The transcript has 8 exons. The coding region runs from base 400 to 1584 and encodes 394 amino acids. Gene Ontology annotation, cellular component: meiotic nuclear membrane microtubule tethering complex; nuclear envelope; nuclear outer membrane.
GGGUUGGCAAAGCCUCCCACAUGACUGAAUAUGCAUGCACACGCAGAUGUGGGUUCCCAGGAUGAGAGGUCUGGGUCUCAGAGUGGUUCAGAACUUGGGGCUCUUGAGCAGGGAGGGUCAUAUCUGGAAACCCUUUAGUUGGGUGGGGUGAGCUUGAAAGUCAGCUACUGGUAUACUAGGGAGGAAGGAGUUAAGUGGAGAUAGGGUCACCUGAGCUAGGCAUCAAAUUACCUGGGUCCAGGUUCCACCUGGAAGGAGGUGGAGCUGAACCUGCCCCUGGGCUUUUGGCUGCCUCAGGCCUGGGUGAGUCCUACUGAGGAAGUCUUCAAGGAGACUGGGGCUAGAAAAAGGGCUCCUGCUGGGGGUCCUCACCGACUCUUCGUCCCCAGGCUCCCAAAUAUGGCCCGGCCCCCACCUCUGGGCCCUAGAUCCCCCUCAGAGCCCUUCAGUCACCCCCCUGGAGCGCCUAGGGAACUGGACGCUACUGGAGACACAAUCUGCAUUGCAUCUGGAGAGGAGAGCAUCAGGUCAGAACAGGCCCAGAAGCUGGGGCAGGACUCCUUGGACCCUCCAGAGCACUUCCGGGGUGGGCCAAGGAGCCUGGAGCCUGUUGCUGGCCUCCCCAGGUUGCCAGCGCUCUCUUCCCUUGAGGAGUCAGCUGGAGCAAAAAACCUAGAGCACCCCAUCUCUAGCCAAGAGGUAUUAGAGGCUGAUCAGGACAGUCUGCAUCUUUGUCUUCUGGGGCUGGGCCUCUGGCUGCAGGACUUGGAGCGAGGCCUGGGGCCCUGCGUGUCAGCCCAGAGCAGGAUGGUCCAGCUGCAGGCGCUACAGGCAGACCUACGUGGAGCAGCUGAGCGUUUAGAUGCACUGCUGGUGUUCGGUGAGGGGCUGGCACAGCGCAGUGAGCCUCAGACCCGGGCAGCCCUGGAGCAACUCCUGAAGGCCUUCAGAGCCCACCAAGACAGCAUCUUCCGACAGCUGUGGCAGCUGCAGGCCCAGCUGGUCAGCACCAGCCUGGUGUUGGAGGAGGCAAGCACACUGGAACAGGACUUGGAGUUCGAGGGGGACUCAGAUGGGCCGGGCCCUGGUGGGGUCUGGGGGCCCUGGGCACCCAGUAGCCUCCCCACGCCAGCAGAGUUGGAAUGGGACCCGGCGGGGGACGUUGGGGACCUUGAGCCUUUAGGGCGAAGGACAGCCCGGAUGCCAGGGGCUCCGUGUGAGCUGUGUGGCCACAGGGGCCCCCAGAGCAGAGGACAAAGCCUGGAGGACAGGCUCAUGUCGGGCCUCAGCCACCGAAAACACAUAGCAAGUCACCGAAGACAACCCCUGCUCUGGAAGUCUCGAGACAGGAUGAGGCAAGCAUCUCCCAGUCUCCAAGAUGUGAUGCUGGAGGCGCACCCUGGAGUGCCCACUCCUUCUUCCAGGCGACCUCUGACCUUCUUCCAUCUCCUCCUCCUCUUCCUUUUCCUGGUGGGUAUCACAUUGUUCCUGCCCACGUCAGGGGGCUCCUGCUGCUCUCCUGCACAACUGAUCAGGACACCUAACCUGGAGCUCAGCUAUGUCAAUGGUCCCCCUCCAAUGUGAGAAGGCAGUCUAGACAUAGACAUAGGUAAUAAAUAGUCCCUGUUAAA